AACGCGGCCGGGGCCAUCAGCGCGGCCACCUACAGCACGGUGCCCAAGAUCGCCUUCUACGCCGGCCUCAAGCGGCAGCACGAAGGCUACGAGGUGCUCAAGUUCGACGACGUCGUCACCAACCUCGGAAACCACUACGAUCCCACCACCGGCAAGUUCACCUGCUCCAUCCCGGGCAUCUACUUCUUCACCUACCACGUCCUGAUGCGCGGAGGGGACGGCACCAGCAUGUGGGCUGAUCUCUGCAAGAACAACCAGGUGCGUGCCAGUGCAAUUGCCCAAGAUGCUGAUCAGAAUUACGACUAUGCCAGUAACAGUGUGGUUCUUCACCUGGAACCGGGAGACGAAGUCUAUAUCAAAUUAGAUGGUGGGAAAGCCCAUGGAGGAAACAACAACAAAUAUAGCACAUUUUCUGGAUUUAUUAUUUAUGCUGACUGAUAAUGCAGAAACUAAGCUUAUUAUUCUGAGUCUGAACACUGGAUUCGUAUGGCUAACGUCAGUGAAUGAAGGAUCCCGGGGGAUGCACCUCAGUUGUGUAUAUGUGGGGAAAUCAAAUGCUACCUGAUUCACAUCUGUAUCACUCAGAAACAUUAUGUAAAAAAAAAAUAUUUAAAGCAACAUAAGCAGAUGUGUGAUCCACUACCGCCAAAGCAAAUACUCCUUAUUGUUAGUGUCCAUGUGAAUGAAGUCCUAUAUAGAUCACAAAUUUUUAUAGAGAAAUCUAAGACACUGAAUUAUCUCUUCAAUAUAUAUGAUACUUUGGUGUACUGUGAUCUUGCUGCUUUUAUCCAUAUGUCAGCUUUGGUUCUUGUGAGUUUACCUGCUUAUUACGAUACUUGGAGUCCAUUCAUAGUGUGGGGAAGAAUGUUUUCACCCUGCAGGAGAAGGUCUAAUUGAAGUAACACUGCUUGUCCCCAAAGAAAUUGUUUGCCUUGUACUCUUGUUAACUUUAGAGCUAGACCUGGGAAUGAUUCAACUUCAAGCCUUAACCUGGAACUUUCUGGAUUUGUGGGGAUUCCCAAGCCUAUGAUCAUUUUCACAGUUUCCUUUCCGUACAGAUAUUUUUCCUCCUCUCUCUUUUCUGGUGAUAGUCAUUAAAAAUUAGAGGUUGAAAUUGUGUCAUAGGAUUACUCUCCAAGUGUGAAAAUGUGUAAUUGUGUAUGGUACUUAGAAAAUUCCCCUUUGUGUCCAUUUUGUCAAUAGAACACAUUUAGAUUUACUUGGAAAGUCAGAGAAAUUCAUUCUUUGUUAUUAAGUCAGACUGAGGCUUCUGCCUUCUUUGGAACAAAGGAUUACUCAUAACCCAGUGCACAAAGGUUUAAUUUGAGCCCUGCAUGCAUCAUCAAGGGGACACUAAGGAAGGCCUUCAAACAGUUACUACAAAUCUGUGGCCUGUGGGUAUCUCAAAAUCAACCAUUUCACACAUAAGCAGUAUGACGGCAAAGUGUAUAUAUUUUAUAUGAAUACCACCAUACACAUAUUUAUAUACAUAUACACGUAUAUGUUAGAUGGGAUAUUAUAUACCGAUGGCUUCAGUCCAUGACGUACAGUGGCUGUACAGCUUCAAAAAUUUAAUUUAAAAAAUAAAUGUGUAUACACACAUGCGCACACACACACAGAAACACGCGAAAAUUAUUGGACUUAUUUUGGAUCAAAAUAUAUUUUAGGUGACAAAAAUAUAUGGAGUAGCAAAAUAAUCGAAGUGACUUCUCUUUAAGAGUUAUCCAGAAAAUUACAUCUUAGUAGGUCAAAGUGCCCUACACUUCACGUGUGAGCUAAGCCUAUGGUUACUUCAUUACCAUGAGACAAUCAGUACUUGCACUGCGUUCUUAGGAACUACAGCAACAAAGUCAGUCUCCGCGAUGUUUAUGAAUGACACACAUCUGAGCUGUCAAUGUUUCUUUUUUCUCAGGUGGACGGAAGCUGACAGUAUAUUUUGGACGUUAUGCAAACCCUUCCUCUCUAGUUAAAAUCCACUGCCAAACGCCAUCUCUUUCAUCUAAGAAAAAGAUUAAAAUGCAUGUUGAUACAUCCUAUCACACAAUUUCCAUUAUUACAAUGAAAAAAAAAUCUGUUCCUUUCAGUCGCCUCUGAAGACACUUUUGACAAGUAGAAUUCAAAAGCAAAGAUUUAAAAAUCUGCUUGUUUUACUGGUGAAGGACAUUUGCAUUUUUUUUUUUUCACUUAAAGGAAUUGGUUUGUUCUCAUGGCUCAUUCCUCGUUGGUACUUUCUGUUCUAAUACACAGAAAGCUUGAUCAUCUUUGAUCAGCUAAAAGUCUUUCAUUUAGACAACUUCAACUUUCCAAGAGUUAUGCAUGGUGUUCUCAUCUGAAGGUGGGGUUUGCUGUGUUUAAAUGCCUUGGUCUGAGUAACUGUCAUGAUUUCUAUGAUAAAAAACACUUGGCCCAUUCAUUAA
Molecule: messenger RNA, 2417 nt
Organism: Fukomys damarensis (Damara mole-rat)
Lineage: Eukaryota; Metazoa; Chordata; Mammalia; Rodentia; Bathyergidae
Gene: C1ql3
Product: complement C1q like 3
Exons: 2
Molecular function (GO): protein binding
Source: RefSeq, a predicted model, not a curated record